AUGUCUUCCCACCCGAGUCUCACCAGCACGUACCGUGCGCGCGCCUCUCUCCCCACGACUGGACCCCUGGCCUCGUACCUGCUGAGCCUGAUAUCCGUCAAGCAGACCAACCUCUGCCUCUCUGCCGAUGUCGAGACGUCAGCCGAACUCCUACAACUGGCAGAAGAUGUCGGUGACUCAAUCUGCCUGCUCAAGACGCACUGCGACAUUGUCACCGACUGGUCCGACAGGACAGCCCAGGCACUGAGGGAAAUUGCAAAGCGCAAGUGGUUCCUCAUCUUCGAAGACCGAAAGUUUGCGGAUAUUGGUGAAACCGUACAGAAGCAGUACACUUCUGGACACCACCGAAUCGCACUCUGGGCCGAGAUCACCAACGCCCACGUCAUCCCCGGUCCAGCCAUCGUCACCGCGCUCGAGAAAGCUGCCGACGCGACCAUUGCCAAGUACAACACAUCCGUAAACACCGAGAUUUCUGCCACGCGACAAUCCAACGGCGCCGACGAUGACGAUGACGAUGACGAUGAAGAAGAAGAGCCCGUGGCACGCGAUUCAGCAAUCGAGUCGCCAAUUGAGAUGGAGGGCGAAGAGAGACGGCUAAGCAUCAAGGCUGCCGACCGGAAGCACAGCGUUGUGAGCGUGACAACCUCGAUAUCCAUGCGGACGGAGAGCAUAUCGCCUCGUCCAGAGCCCAACGCCAACGGCGAAGAAGUCUUCAACCUAGACGUAGCUACCGAGCUCGUUCGUCUUGGCCCACCACCCUUCCUCCGUUCCCUCCUGUUGCUUGCGGAGAUGAGCUCCGAAGGCCACCUUAUGACACCAGAAUACCAAAAGAGGACUGUCGAGAUCGCUCGAAGCCGUCGCGAGUUCGUCAUGGGCUUCAUUGCUCAGCGCAGCUUGAACAGUGAGCCAGAGGACAACUUCAUCACCAUGACGCCGGGCUGCCAGCUUCCGCCGCCGGGUCAGGAAGGCAAGAAGCUGGGCGACGCUUUAGGUCAGCAAUACAACACUCCACGCAAAUUGAUCUUCGAGCAAGGCUGCGACGUCAUCAUCGUCGGACGAGGCAUCGUGCGCGCUCAAGAUCGCAAGUCGGAAGCAGAGAGAUACCGAAAGGCCGCCUGGUCAGCCUACGAGGAGAGGAUCAAGAAGGCAUAG
Messenger RNA from Alternaria arborescens, 1152 nucleotides. RefSeq lists its product as hypothetical. The coding region runs from base 1 to 1152 and encodes 383 amino acids. Gene Ontology annotation, molecular function: orotidine-5'-phosphate decarboxylase activity. The transcript has 2 exons. Gene Ontology annotation, biological process: 'de novo' pyrimidine nucleobase biosynthetic process; 'de novo' UMP biosynthetic process. Gene Ontology annotation, cellular component: cytosol. The record is from RefSeq and is a predicted model, not a curated record. NCBI's taxonomy places the organism in Eukaryota, Fungi, Ascomycota, Dothideomycetes, Pleosporales, Pleosporaceae.